Bemisia tabaci is the source of this 12123-nucleotide messenger RNA. Its product is annotated as insulin receptor. Gene Ontology annotation, cellular component: insulin receptor complex; plasma membrane; axon. Gene Ontology annotation, biological process: protein phosphorylation; glucose homeostasis; positive regulation of MAPK cascade. The record is from RefSeq and is a predicted model, not a curated record. Lineage: Eukaryota; Metazoa; Arthropoda; Insecta; Hemiptera; Aleyrodidae. Gene Ontology annotation, molecular function: ATP binding; insulin receptor activity; insulin receptor substrate binding.
CGCAGACAAAGCUAGACAAAGCAACUCCCGAAUCCACGCCGAUAGGGGAAACGCCGCGUCGGGAGAGGGGAUUACUCAGUCCCCCCUCCUCACGCUCACCCCUUCCCCCCUUCUCGCCGCGCCGCUGUCUGCAAGUUAGCCAAUGUUUCCCUUCUGUUUGAAAUUCAGUUCGCUUCACGCCGUUGUCCGCUCGGUUCACGACCCUCGCGUAUUCCUCCCGUCUCACCACGUGCUGUGAGACCUUCGCGUUCAAUUUGUGCUCCCGAAAGUUCUAACCCCGCUUGUUGUGUUUCGAUUUUCGUUUUCCAUCUCUCGGCGGUGUGUGCUCUUCGCGUUUCGGGCUGCGUGCGCUGUGAUGGCUGCGAUGCCUAGGGGUUCGGGCUUGUUUUGAUGUGUUAUGUGUACCCUUCCACGCCUUGACGUCAACGUCAGUUGUGCGGCUUGCAGUAGCUUGCGUUUGUGUUCGUGGCGGCGGCGGAAGCGGAAAAAAUUCGCCCUAUUUCCGCGAGUUAUCCUGGCGUUUGAUUGACGCGACGAGGCCGCGAAAACACAGGUGCAUCUGCUUGUUUGUGUUGGCGCAGCAGUGAUCUCUCCAAGCGCACUUGUUCCCCAAUUCGCUGCCGGCGGUUGUGUCGUGUGAUGCGUUUCCCUCAACAAUGUAAGGGUGAUAAUUUAUCGCUUCUAACACUGCGGCGCAGUUAGUGUUGAUCAUGCUUUCAAGCCUCUCAGGCUUCGACGCGGUUUGAGACCUACUUUCGUAGGUGCUUUUUAUUUGUUUUUAAAUUGUGAUUUUUGUGAAAGGGUUGAGUGUCGGGUGCGAGGUUGUGGUGAUGGCGUUCGGAUUGUCAUGACCAGCGCGAAAAUGCGAUGCCCUUUCCUCCUCGUGAUGGCGAUGUUGUGUCUGUGCGGGAAGUGUCGCUGUCUCCAAGAGACGUGUGUCGGCGCCAACGGGUCCGAAGUGCCCUGCGGGGAGGCGUUGGCGGCGGCGCCCGCUGGGCCGCCGCCGCCCGGGAAACGCUGCGUCCAAAGCUUGGACAUCUGGAAUGUGAGCGACAUGGAUCUGCUACGCAAUUGCAGCGUCGUCGACGGGUUCGUGCGCCUCCUGCACUUCGAGAACGUGUCGGCGGCCGUCUAUGAGAAUUACCAGUUCCCGGAGUUGGUGGAGAUCACGAAUUAUUUGGUGAUGUACCGAGUGUACAACCUCACGUCCAUCGGAAAGUUGUUCCCCAAUCUGGCCGUCAUCGGCGGCUGGACCCUCUUCAAGCACUACUCGCUUGUGCUGCUUCACACGGAUUUGAAGGAGGUUGGAUUAACGAAGCUUGUCAAGAUUCAUCGAGGAGGUGUUUGGAUCUCUGGAUCACCAGCUCUAUGCUACGGCGACACGGUCAACUGGCACGCCAUCGUGGAGAAUGUAACGAUCUCGCCGCCGCCGGUGGAAGUGACCGUAUCCAAGGAGUGCAAUAAGUCGAGAGCCGAAUACUGCCGCCACUGCCCGAGCGACUACCAGUACUGCUGGUCGGGGGAGCCCGGCACCUGCCAACCACGCACGCCCAAGUACCCGGCCAACUUCUGCCCUCGCCUCGAGACCCCGGAUGGCACCUGCGUCACAGAAUGCCCGCGUCCUUUAGUCAAGUACAAGCAUUGGUGCAUCGUGGAUGAAGAGUGUCGAAAUCUAUCGUCGGAACUAAUCGUCCGGAAGCGACCCAGUAGCCUGGAUCCUCUCGGUCUUGGUGCCGCCUCCUCGGAGGCAGCCAAGAGGCAGCACUUCCCAUUCCAAGGUUCCUGCAUCGUCGACUGCCCGCCGCGCUACGAGCGGAUAGACAGGAAGGAAGGAGCCACGUGCGAACCCUGCCCUCGAGACAAAAUCUACUGUAACCAAUGCAAAGGCGGCAAGAUCAGGAGUAUCGCAGAGGCGGAGGCGCUGAAAGGCUGCAUCUACAUCAACGACUCGCUCGAGAUCGAGAUCUCCAACGAGCGGAACAACUCGGCCAUCCAGGACAUCCUGACCGCGUACCUGGGCGACAUCGAGGAGAUCGAGAACCACCUCAAGGUCAGUCGAUCCCUCGCCCUCCAGUCGCUGAACUUCCUGCGGAAUCUCACCAUCAUCCACGGGAAACCGAAGGAGAUGUCCAACCGGAUCCAGGACAACUCCAGCCACCCGUCCUUCAUAGUUACCGAGAACCAGAACCUCCAGGAGCUGUGGGACUGGGAUCAGAAGCCGGACGGAAGGAAGUUCGAGAUACGACAGGGCACGCUCUCCUUCCACGACAACCCGAAGCUCUGCAUAUCGACCAUCAAGGACUUCGCGCUGAUCGCCAACAUGUCCACGGCGAACCAGUCGGAGGUGUCGACUUUCUCGAACGGGGAGAAGGCUCCGUGCCACAGCACGAACAUCAACGCGACGGUCGUGAAGACGGCUUCCGACACCGUUAUUAUCGACAUCAGCCGUCCCAAAAGCAAAGAGACCUCGAGUUUAUCCCUCCGCUAUGUUGUUUAUUACUCGGAAGUCAAGGAUCAAAACCUAACGGCGCACGAAGGGCCGGAUGAGUGCGGUUCCAAUUCGUGGAGGAUAAGCGAGACGAUCGUAUCGGCGAACGAAACGGAGGCCUUGAUGGCCAACGAUGCCUCCGUUCCGGAGAAACAGACGCACAUCCUCGGGCAUCUGGAACCGGACACCCUGUACGCGUUCUACGUUCGAACGAUUAACUUCAGCGGUUUAAGUACCGUACAUUACGUUCGAACGACACCAGCGAGGCCCUCGUUACCGCAGGACGUCAAAGCUCACUCCAACUCGAGCUCCCAGAUCGUUCUUUCGUGGAGACCCCCUCGCCAUCCUAACGGUAACCUAACGCAUUACGUUCUGAAAGGCUACUUGCGGGAGUACAACCAGAGCUACCUCGAUAAACGUAACUAUUGUCAGCGGAAGUUACUGCGAAUAGCCCCGAACAAUGCCACCUUCCCUCCCGAUUUCAUCACUGGCGCAGCCGAAUCUGAUAAAUGUCGCAAGUCUUACAAGUGCAAAGACUUGGAGUAUAGUAAAACCAUCAACUGGGAGUUGGAGGACAUAAAACAUUAUCAGUGUGAUAAUUAUAUGCUCAAAUGGCUCGAGUUGGCUCAUUUAAUGCACGAUAGCGCACCAGAUUUCCCGGCCAGUAGCGCGUCUGUUGAUGCGCCGGAAAAUUUCAAUUUUCAGGAUGAAAGGACAAGCUUCUAUCAUAAUGUCUCAAAGGACAUGACACUAUUUUCGAUCGACAAUUUGAUGCACUUUAGCGAGUACGUCAUCCUGGUUUCAGCGUGUCGAGAAAGCUAUCCUAACGAGACCACUGCGCAUUGCAGCUAUGAUGUCUUUAUCACAGCGAAAACGUUAAGUCUCAGGGAAGCAGAUGAUAUUAAUCUGGACUCAAUUAAUUCUACUGUGAUCAACAACGAAACCGUUCUCAUCAGGUUUGAUGAACCCUACGAACCAAACGGUGUGAUUCUCAGUUAUGAAAUCGAGUAUUAUCGAGAACCAGAUAGUGAGGGAAAGUCACGUAAGUGUAUCACGCGCUCAGAAUUUUUAGAUAUGAAUAGGAGCUUGGAACUGAGCGUUGGGCCGGGUCUCUAUAGUUAUCGAAUUGUCGCGACGUCCUUGGCAGGUCCAGGUAACCCGUCAAUCCCCAAAUCAUUCGAGAUUAAAGACAGAGAAGGAAGUAGUUAUACGACACUCUUCAUGCUCUUUACGAUCCUCAUAUCUGGAGUGCUCAUUGCCUGUCUUUUCGGUUACUUUUACUUGAAGAAAAAAGCAAUGGAAGCCAACAUGAAACUUUAUGCCUCUGUGAAUCCUGACUACUUCCGGAUGCCGUACGUUGUUGACGAAUGGGAAGUUCCUCGGAGGGAUGUUACCAUCGUGAAAGAGCUCGGGGAAGGGACCUUCGGGACGGUGUUCGAGGGUCUACUGUAUCCUGACAAGAAGAAAUGCGCUGUCAAAACGGUGCAAAAGAACAAAGAGCACGAUGUCAACGAGUUCUUGAACGAAGCAUCAGUCAUGAAAGCUUUCAGCAACGCUUAUCACAUCGUGAAACUCCUCGGAGUGGUCUCCAUCGAUAGGCCACCCCUGGCAAUCAUGGAACUGAUGGCUUUGGGUGAUCUAAAAUCCUUCUUGAGGGGUUCGCGGGAACAGCCGGAAUUUUUGCCAGAUACGAAGCGGAUCUACAAAAUGGCGGCUCAGAUAGCCGAUGGAAUGGCCUACCUGGAGGCGAGGAAGUUCGUUCAUCGUGACUUAGCCGCGAGGAAUUGUAUGGUGGCCGAAGACAUGACGGUGAAAAUCGGCGACUUCGGGAUGACUCGAGAUGUUUAUGAGACUGAUUACUACAAGAAAGGGGACAAAGGCUUGUUGCCCAUCCGAUGGAUGGCCCCGGAAAGUUUAGGUGACGGUAUUUUCACGUCUUCCUCUGACUCGUGGAGCUACGGCGUCGUUCUGUGGGAAAUAGCCACUCUAGCCGAGCAACCAUAUCAAGGACUCGCCAACGAGCAGGUGUUGCAAUACGUGUUGAGCAAGCAAAUCUUAGAUACUCCCACUGAUUUUCCAGAAGCGUUGAAACCGCUCAUGAACCAGUGUUGGAGCUGGAGGCCCCCACAACGCCCGAGCUUCAUGGCCAUUUUAGAUAUUCUGGACCCGGUCACAGAUGAAGAUUUUAGGUCGGUGUCCUUUUACCAUUCGGAAGAGGGUCGCGAGUUGCGGAAAAACCUCAAACAUAGGUCACAGGAGAAAGCUUCGAAAGAUCAAGCGCAAGUCCUGGCAUUCAUGUCCUCGUCGUCGGAGAAAUUCUACUCUCCGAAACAACUCGCCAACACGCUGGGUCUUUUCAAGUCAAGAUCUCAUUCUAAAAGUAAAACCUCCCUAGGGGGCUCAGCGUCAUCGUAUGUUUUGACUGAUGCGUAUGUUCCUUUAAAACAAUUUCCUGACUAUCCCGGAGACGAUCCUGUGGAUGAUCAACCUAGCACGAGUAUGUCUCAUCCUACCCUCAAUGGUCACCUGCCUUCCACGAGUCGAAGCUAGUUUUUAUUUAUUCCCUCCUUUUAUUAGUUGUAAGUUUGAAUUACCUCAUUCAGUUUUUUUUAUGAAACUUUUUAUUUUCAAACGGACUGCUUUACUUUAUUCCUCCCUUUCUCUCUUUUUCUAUCCUCUCUCUCUACUUUUCCCUUUUACUCUCUUUUGACAUCGAAGUGAAGAUGUAUGCCUUUACAUAUAUUCUAUAUAUUCUGUAUAAUAGUUUAUUUUUCAUAAAGAUGUUAAGUCCAACACGGAGUCUACCCCUUCAACCUCUCACAGUAGAUAUACUUGCCUGUUUCUUCAAUAAAAAUGUUACAAUGCUUUAAAAUGUUCACCGGUCUAUAGUAUAACUGAUGUCCAUUGUUUGCAGCAUCAAAUAUUCUCAACAAAGAAGUGAUGCAUGUAUUGGGACACUGUAUUUUCCAGUUGUUUUUCUCCUUUGUUGGUUCAAUUCCUUCUCUGCUCUUCUAGGGCACUGCUCUCUCAGUAAUUGAAGUUAUUUUUGGUACUAUUUUCGUUAAGAAUAGAUCUGAAUUUGUGUAAAUAUUUACCAAAUUUAGAACUAUCACCUCUCCAGUUUGAUUUUUCUUGGACAAUCGUGUAAAAUAUUUCCCCGGUUCAGUUGUCAUGUAAUAAAAUUGUAUUUGCUAGUCAUAUUUCCGUUCAACCACUUCAGAGUCGUGUGAACCUUCAUGAUAUCAAUUUAACAAAAUGAUUUGUUUUUUCCUGUGUAAAUAGUUUUUCAUCGAAUUUUUUUCACUUUUUUGUAAUAAUUUCUUUUUUUUUUAUUUCAAUUGUAAGAAAAAUGUACAAAUUGUACUUUCAUCAUUUUAAAGUAUAACUUAACGUCUUUAACCAAUGUGUUGAUGUUUAAUGUUAUGAUCAAUAGUUACCAAUGUUUCUGUUUUAAGUGAGUAGUUAUUUAUUUCAAAUUGUUUUUCCUUCUGAAGGUCACAUGAUCCUUUUUUUUUUGUUUAAUUGAUACUGUUAUAUAGCUUGUAGUGUUUCUAAGUGGUCGGACAUUUUUUAGGGCAAACACGGCCUGUACCAUGAUUGUUUUUUUUUUAUUUUAUUUUUUAAUUCAACUUUUUUCAUUAUUUAUUUCAUUUUAUGAGACAGUAAAAAUGCUUGUCUCAGCGUCCUUGCUUUAAAUAGAGUAUCUCGACGGACUAGAUUUUUUAUUCAACAGUCUUCACAGAGAAAAUGGCUGAACAAUUAUUACAUAUAUUUAAUUUUUCUCUUAAGACUAACUAGCAAAGACUCCAACGUCUCUGGAGUUCAAAAAUAGCAUGUUCCGGAAACAAAAACCAAAAAUGAAUUGUUAAAAUUCAUAUUAGCACAGAACUCUGCACCACCGUGAUCUUUGGGUUCCUCAUCAUUAAAAAUGUCUGUUGCACAAGAAUUUUGGCUAAAUCAGAAGCGCACUGACUUUCCCUUGAGUAACCAAUGUCCUGAAGUAUGCACCUUAAGUUUACAUCCCUGAUAUGAAAAGGAUUGAGCAAAUUUCCUAAAUUGUUGAUUUUGAUGGAAAUAAAAUGGUGAAACAUGAUAUCUCCAGUAUCAGAAUUAUAACUUACUAUUUUAAAUCUUGGAGUGCUUUUUCAGAACUUAACUUGUAAGUUGCAACCUUUACACUUAGUUUAUUGCUCACAGUCACUAACAAAACAAUCUUAGCACAUUUAUCUCCACUUCCAUCUCAAUCAAAUUUCCAAAACAUAUGCAAACCUGCAAACAAAACUAAUGAGAUCACAAUUCCGCAAACGAUUAGGUAUCUGAAAGGCAUUGUCAGUGGGUACCAAAUUUUUUUGUAUCACUACCAUCCUAAGUAUUUCCAGCUUUUAGAUUUUGACUUUUCUCCAAACUUUUUUCUGCACCUGACUGAUGAACUAGGAAACUAUUUGUCUUGUCCUACUUUUGUUUUUCCUUUCAAGACUAAGUUGACAUUUUUGAGAAUGAAAUACCUUUCAUAUAAAUCAAAGAAAUCACUGAAAGCCUUCAAGAAAUAAUGUUGAUUGGUUUUUCAAUUAAAUUAUGACGUAUCAAAGGAUAUCAUCGAUGGUGUGAAUUGAGAUACAUGAUUUCUGAGUUUAUCCAUCAAUAUGUCUUUUUGUCCCAUGUUUUUUCUCAAAGUUUUUCUUAACUCGGCACUUAUCCAUGACAGUAGCCUCGAUUGCUGAUUAUGAAUUUAACCCCAUCUUCAUUAUGCUCUGAAUGUCCUUUGUGAUUUUUCCAUAUUUUAUUAGGACCUAAUUACGUUAUUCAAAGGAUAAGUACCUAAGAAGGCAUGAAUUAAUAAACAGUGCCAUGGAUAAUUUUGAUUGGUAAAGUCAUUUAUUUAAGUUAAGAAAUUCUGGCCAGAGACUUAUGCUUUGUAAGUGCUGAAGAAUGUCAAAACAUACAAGAACUUCCAAUUGAAGAUAUUUUAACUUUUUAAACAGUGUAUACGUAGGUUCUCAUUCCACCAUCCCCUUCUCCCAUCAAAAAUAAGUAUCAUUUUGUAAAUAUUGUUCAAGAUUUUUUUUUAGCUGGACCAAAUUUUUUGUAUUUUUGUACAAAAUUACCCAUACUUUUCAUCAGUAGAUAGAUAGUGUUUAUUUUAGUGCCUGUUUUCCUUGUGUAUCCAUUAUUAAAAACCCACUGAUUCUCCUUUUAUACUCAUCAGUUUCAUAUUUUUUAAUUAAGUUGAUCUUUUCUGGUAUCUGUAGAAAGGAGCAUUUGCUCGUCCAAUAUGUUUAUUUAAAUUUUUGUUUUUAUCCCUGAUUCAUAAAGCUGUAUCAUCACAUCAUACUGUUUACAAAACAGUGUUUAAUAUUUCCUCAUUUUAUCGGCUUUUUGUGCAUAGGCAGACAGUUGCUCAAGGAAGUCACCAAAAUAAAAGAUAAUUAAUUCUUGAUUCCCAAAAAUUUUGCAUUUUCCUCAUGGCCUGAAGAGAAAUAUAAAGCACCAUACUUGGACCAUGUUAAACAGAAAGGAACCAAGUCACAUCAGCUAUUGCCAAAUUUAAUUGGCUAAUUUAAUUUUUUACAUGAAAACAGUCAUGCGGAUUUUCGUGCAAAUUUCAGUGAAUUUUCUCCAUAUUACGAAGCAAAUUCCUUAACAUUUUUAAAGAGAUCUGCACAAACGUUUUCUCGUAAAAAAUUAAAGUGCCCAGUUAAAAUUGGCAAUAACUGAUAUGGCUUGGAUCCUUUCUAUUAAACGCUGUCCAAUUCACCCUCCAAAUCAGCUGUACAAGUUAAAUCUCGGCUCAGCUGAAAGAAUAAAAAUGGAAAAUAAAAUUUAUACUCAUCUCUCUCAUUUUAAAACAAAAUCUUCCAUUUUUUCUCCCGUUCUGUUAGACCAUGUUCUUUAUUUAUUUUGACCAUUUAUACGGAACCUAUCACAAAAAUGUAUGAGGGCGCUUUUUUUUAUUCUGCUGAUACACUUUUUAAUCAUUGAAAUGAGGUCAAUUAUCUGUACUAUAACCACUGUAUUUGUUCUUGUAAUGAUGUUUGAUUAAUGAUCUAAAGUGUAACUUUAACUUCAUGUUCAUUCUACUUCCUCUGGGUUUUACAGACAGGUUGCUGUGUAGAUAGAAUCUCUUGGAUUAUAUUCUUCAUCAUCAUUUUUUCAAAUCAAUAUCUCAAAGAGAAGGAUUCACUAGAUGUUUAUGUUUCCUUGAUUUUUUCAAAAUAUACCUUGGUUCGUUUAUCAUCAUAAUUUGCUGUGAUCACAGUUAUCCAUGGAAUCUAAUUUCUAUGGCAUUGUAAAUAUUGUUUAAGCAUAUUUCCUUUUGUAAAUCAAUUUAAAAGAGCUUGAAAGUUAAAAAUUUAUAGAAUUAUGGUUUGUUCAGGUUAUGGUAAUCUUUAGUGUUGGAUGUUUCUCUUUUUUUCCGGCCCCAUUUAAUAAUUUCUUUCUUGUUCAACUAAGAGAUAUUUUUAAUCCCGCAGUUUCCUCUAAAGGGACCCACUUUGCAACACAGCAUUAUUGCAACAUUUACAUUUUUUGUAUUUUAUCUGAAUUAUGAGUUGCCUUGACAUUGAUAUUAGCAUGAACUUUGACUCUUUUCAGAAUAUUUUGCCGUUUCCUUGCUGAUAAAGUCUCUACAGGGUGACAAGUCCUUGUAAAGUCAAGGAAAACCUAAAAAAUUCAGUAAAUAAAUUUAUUUUUCUCACUGAGAUAAGUCAGGAAAUUUUGCUUCUGAACCUCUAAUUUACUCUCACCAUCAAAAUAUCUGAACAAUUAGGUACACUCAAGCAUUCUAUUAGAAGAGCUCACAUUUUGCACUGAAUGUGUCUUGUGAAAAGCAUUUUCAUACCCAAGAUCCUUACAAAGUCCGGAAAUUUCAAAAUUUGAUGAAACUUGUCACCCUUUCUCCGUCAACCGGUCCAUUUUUCAAUAUUUCUCGUCCUGUUUUUUCACGGAUAGUAAGUACCUGUUAAUAUUCUCCCCUAUGUCCCAAAAUUAUCAUUGGGAAAUUCCUGUUCAAUAAUGUUGCAGCAAUGCUCUUUGCAAUAGAACUGACCCCUCUCACUAGCAUUUUAAGGCCAUAGUUUGUUUUUUUUUUGCAUUUUAUAAGCUCUAAUAAUGGUAAAAAGUGUUGCAUCCAUUAGAUUUCAAUAUUACUUCAAAUAAGAGCUCUAUAAAUAAUUAAGUUUUUUUGCGCUCAAUACAUAUUCUAUUAUCUCAUCACCACAAUCACCUGUAAGUUCAAACAAAACCAAUCUAUUUCUCUAUCCCCCUAUGCAGAGAAAAAUUAACUUUCCUUUUAUCAGAUUGGUCACUGAUGUAACUUUGUUACACUCUGCUUUCGAGUGCCUACCUUUUCCUGAAUGUAGGGAGCGGAAGUCCCAAAUGGACGCGUUUAUGCUGAAAGUAACUAUAUUGCAUGUAAACCACAUGCACAUAGUUCCUUUUGGCAUAUAUACAUCCAAAUAGCAUAAUCUACUAAGUACGAAUGACUUAGAAUCAGUAAUAAGUAAUUUAUAAAUAUGCAUUGUGAUGAGGUCCUAAAGUUAACCACCAGGGCCUGUUCAUUGCCCAUAACUUUGACCAUCACAAAUUUGCCAAUUUAAUUUAUACCAUCAUAACAUGGGAGAUUGGUGUUGCCGUAAUUUAUUCCCACCGAUUCAUCAAGGUCACUAUCAAUCUUAAAGAGUAAAGCAAGUUCCUUAGGAAGGAAGAAAAAAAAUUCAAAUAUUGUUCUACUCUUGGAUGAGUUUUUAAGGGUUGUCUUAUUCCCUGUCCAAAACCAAAGAUUACUGAAUGCCUUUUUGCAUGUGUAUGUGACAAAUGCAACUUUUCUAAUAUAGGUAGGUAUCGAAAAUUUGGAUUUGUUGAAGAGUCUCCUAUUUACUUUUAUUAUAGCUUUCAAACUUUGCUUAUUUUCAUCGCCCUUAAAUUGAAAAUGUUCUUUUUCAUGAGAGUUAUACAUUACCAACGUAAAACCUCCAUCGUCAAUCCUCUUCAAAAAUUGAUGACUACUUUGGUAUGUAGUUCUUUAUAUUUGGUAACCUAAGUUCAAACAAAUGAAAAAACAAAGUUAAAAUUUGAAAAUAACUUUAUUCCAUUUUGUAGUUGAAUUUUAUUUCUAACUAUGUAAGUACCCUCUCCGAAGAUCACCAACAUUAAAUGCAUUUGAUGAUUUUGUAAUAACGCUGAUAGUCUGAAGAUGUUUUCUGAGACUGUGUGUUACCUAGGUACACAAGGAAUUUAUCACCAUUAAGAUAUUGUACGAAUGCAGAAAGGGGGCAAGUGUCUGAUAGAACUUUCUUUUACUGCUUACAUAUUAACAAAUCUUUUUGAAGAUAAUUGCUUCGAAGAGGGAAUUUUCAAAACAAGGAAGAGGUGAGCAAAUGGAAUGAUUGCUGCAAAGGCCUAGUUUUCAUUGUUAGCACAUCUCAUACCUGCCCAGCGGGGCGAUUAUUGAAAUGACAUCGACUCUAUGUCGCCGCUUUGUCGUGUAACGCCGAUGGCGCGACACGACAAAGCGGCGACAGAGUCGAUAUCAUUUCAAUAAUCGUCCUGCUGAGUCCUACCAAGUCUAAGUAGAUACCUUUAUCCAGUUUUCAAGUUUUGAUAUUUGUAGUUUUAAGGUUUCAGUUUAUCAUUCCGUUCUUUGAUAUUGACAUUUACCUAUUUUAUCUAGUUCCCACAAACAAGCGAAUUCUUUAUUGGAGCUGUCAGAAUGGUUCUAUUUCAGUGUCUUCAAUGUUUUCAGGUCGAAAAAAAAAGAAAACGAUCUGAGGUUGUAGGUAAGUUAUUUUAGGUUCAUGGAAAAAUCACCUCACAAUAGAUUUUUAUUUAAAAUUGCGCCUCUUAAAUGGUUAAAAUCUGCGCAGAGCAAUACAAUGGAACUCUAAACAUAAUAUUUUUUCUGCCAUAAAGAACACUCACUUUCACCUGUAUGUGAAUUCAAAGACUAAGUAUGCUAUUAAAUGUUUUAAUCAAACAACUUGUGUACCUUCAAAUAUUGUACCUAAUUAAGUGUUACUUUCUUCUCUCAAUGUUAUCAUCUUGUUAUAUUCCUCUGUACCAAGUACUAAUCUCCAGAAAAUAAUUAAAUAUUCAGUACUAAGACCACAUAUUUCUAGAUUUUUCUUUCUACGCACAAUGGAAGCAAAAUUUUCCUUGAGGCAGGAAAACCCAAAGUGUAUCAAUAGAAUUGCUUAAAUUUCUUAAGUCGACAACUUAAUUUCUGUAACCUGAACCUGAAAUCUGCCUUCCCUCUCUAUCACAUCAAUGUGUAAAUUAAGAAGUUGAAAAUGUUUUAUGGCUCUUCAUUUACUGCGUCAUCAUGAAGCAUUUAAGUAAAGUCCAUAUUUUAUUACCCAAAAACAUCAUUGUUGAACUCGUCCAAAUGUAUGUCUAACCAGAGAUGACAAGGCCAUCAAUAUUUUAAAGUUCAUGUAUGCCUCCGAAAGUUUGUGUAAUUGUAACAUAUUUGAAUGAGAAUAAAUUAUACCCGACUGGUGUGUAAUCAAGCUAUUUUUUGUACAUAUCCUGACUGUUUUUAUGUAUAAAAAUGUACAAAUCUUUUUAAUUUUUGAAACUCAAUUUUCUGUAAAUUUGUUGUUUAAAUCCAAAAGAAGAAUAAAUUGCUGUUAUUGCCUAAA